AUGCAUUUGAAGAAAAAAUUUAAAUGUACCUUUAAAGCUAUUUAAAGUAAUAUAAUAAAAUACUUUAAUAACAAAAAAUUUUAAAAGUAAUAUAACUAUUAAGAAAUUAAAUAUUUUGUUUGGGUAGAUGCUUAUUUAUUUCUAUUUAGAUACAGAAUAUAUGCUUUAACGAUUUAUCUUUCAGAACUUAAAGUAAAAUUAGAAUCAGGUUUGAUUGAUAAAAUUAAAUCUUUGAGCUCUCAAAAAUUGGAUCAAUUGAGUCUUAUAGAUGGGUGACCAUAUUAUAAUCACAGCAAGUAAAUAAAUAUUAUAUUGCUUAAUUUCAUAUAAAAUUACAAUAUUUUUGAAAAGUUCAACUGCAAUCCUAUGUUAAAUAUAAUCAAGAAGAAGAAAAGUAUUAGUUUUUGCAUAUUUUCUAUUAAUUGUCAAUAAAAAGCCUUAGAUCAUAGUCCUUAACUUUACUUAUAUAUUUAUUAGAUAACAAAAAAAUGACUAUUGUCAAAAGCUUAGGGAAAUAUCAACAAGAUAAAAAAAUGCCAUACCAUUAAAAACACAAUCACCUUGCAUUAAAUAGAUAGAACAACAUUUUCUCAAGAUUUUACAGUUUUUGUGUAGCAUAGUAAUUUGAAAAAAAUUAUUAAUUUGAAGAACUUAAUACUAUUGUUAAAAGUUUAUUGGGCUAUGUAAUAAAUCAAAGAAAAAGUAGAUAAAUAUAUAUGAUGCUUGCAUAAUUUCAAUAGAUGGAUUAUACACUCAACAAUAGAAAGCCUUUCUACUUAUAAUUUCGAUUAAAUUAAACAAUUAUUCUAAUUCAGUUAUGA
This is a messenger RNA of Paramecium sonneborni, 821 nucleotides long. NCBI's taxonomy places the organism in Eukaryota, Ciliophora, Oligohymenophorea, Peniculida, Parameciidae. The record is from the annotation of a GenBank genome assembly.